AUGUGGCUGGGACUUUCUGAAAGCUCCGCUUCGCUCUUAGCCAUAAACAAGUACCGGAGAGUGCGAUUCGUCAGCAUUUCACAGCAAGAGUUGGGACACUAAUAACAAUUUAGCAGGCGCAGACCGGCCGCAGGCAGCACUUUAAAAGUGGUGAUCAGGACAGCCCGGGCCUGGACAUGACUGGAGCUGGAAGUGGUGGCCAGGGCCCUCCUGAUGGGACAGAUGCUGAGGAGGCGGAGAAGUGUCCUAUCUGCCUGGGUGUCCUGGCUGGUGGCGAGCUUGCCAUGCCCGACAGCUGCUGCCAUGUCUUCUGCCUAAGAUGUCUCCUCACAUGGGCAGAGUUGCAGGUGGCUCCUUCGUGCCCGGUGGACAGGAGACCUUUCAGUAGUGUUUACAGAUGGGACGGACAUCUCAGCUGUGUGCAGGUGCCGUUCAGGAAGCUGCCAACUGAACCUGACGCUGAGAGUUGCUGCUGUAGAAACCCUGAGCAGAAAGUCUGUCUCAAAAGAAAGCCAGGUAGAAGACUGAGGCGGCAAAAGGUGGAGACGGCAGCUGAUUCCAAAACGAAAGGACUUGUGAGAAAAUGUAACAAUGACGACCCCUCAUCACUGAGCAGAAAAAAGGUGAGAGGAACAGAGUGCUGUGCUUGGUCACCGUCUCCCUGUGUCUCAACAACUACAUCCACACAGGACAUUGCAGAGCCUGUGUGGGUGACAGAGGACAUACCCUACGACACCGGGUUCAAACAGUGCAAACCCCAGGCGCAAGAUAAUCCGUGGCUGUCUCCUGCUGCUCCCAUCACUGCUAAUGGCACCUCAAGGCAGAGUUUCCAUCCCAGUAAUUGGAACCACAGCCCGAAUCCAUUUGGACUCUGCUCAUCUCCCUUUACCUCCACUUCACUGUUUGGCCCUGGUCAUUUUGUCUUUCAGGGUGUAGUCUGCGCCAUCACUUGUCCAAAAGGAGGAGAAAAGAGAGGCGGCCGAGCCUCAACCUCCAAAGCUCCCACCAAAGAGGCCGAGUCUAGACCAUCCAGACGAUCUGGACGCAACAGUAAACCCCAGGAAGAGCCUCCUGUGUCUGACCCACCAUCACCGCCACAGUCUGGUUCGUCAGACUCUGACUCAUCCACCAGCCAGCCCAGCAAGCCAGGCAGGGCUUCUCAGGUGCCAGCCAAGAGGAAGGGUAAACAGGUAACAAACCGCAAGGCCAGUGGGAAACGGAAAGCCACAACAAGAAAAAAGCGCUCUCCUGAAUUUGUCAGCAGCCCAGCAAGUGAGGAGGAAGAUGGUGACGGAGGUGACAAUACUGAGAAGGAUGAUGAAGAAGACAAAACUGAAGUGGAGCAAGAGAUAAAUAAUUUGGAGCAGCAGGAUUCUGACGCUGAAGGAAGCCUCAAUGCAGACCAGGACGGUUUCAACUCAGCUGAUGAGCAAAGAGGUGGCGAACCUUCAAGCAAUGACGUGGGACAUGACAGCGAUGAGGAACAAUCUAAUGAUCACGAACAAGAACAGAAACCACACGAGGGAGAUAACUACUUGUCUUGUUCCCCAGACUCGGCCCCGAACAGCCCUGCUUCAUCUGAGGGCGACCAGAGCACAAGGGAGCAGGAUCAGGAUCAGGAGCAGCAAGGUAGCCCCAUUUCCUCUGUGGAUAAGCAGUCAGAGAAGGGGUCACCAUCGCCCUCUGACUCUCACAACGCACUGUUGGAGAACCUUGGGUCACCGCACUGUGAUGACCAGACUGAGCAGGAUGAUGAAAUGGAGAUUUGCGCAGGGUCAGAAGAAGGCAACGAUGAAGAAUCUCCAAAGGAUGUGAAGACAGAAUCAUGUGAGAACUCUUCACAGCCUGGUUCUCCCCCAGCUGUACAAGAAGAAGCAGAAACUUCUGAGGACCCCGAUGCAAAAAUGUUUGGAUCAGAAGAGCCUUCAGCAGUGGACAGCUCUGGGGAAGGCACCAAGGAUGACGGUCCAUCCCAGGAUGACACUAAUGUUGUCCCUAUGGACUGCAGUUCACCCAUGAGUGACAAUGACAGCAAUCCCUUUUUGGAACCAUCGAAAGAGAGCACUGCCCCAGCUUCUGUAGAACCUCCUUCUGCAAACGAAGUUGCCAAGGACGACAGCACCAAGGACCAAGGGGAAAGAGAAAGGAGUCAAGAGAGGAAGAACGGCCGACAGCGGCGCUCUCGCUUCCACUCUCCAACCUCCACCUGGUCACCUAAGAGGGAGUCCAGACGAGAUUCAUCAAGACGCUCGCGCUCGCGGUCUAGAGAGCGUGAUGGCAGCCCACCUUCCAGCCGCUCUUCCCGUGCUCGGAGCAGAGAAAGAGACAGGGACCGGGACAGUGAGAGAGACCAUUCUAGGAGAGACCGUAGUCGUGAGAGGAGGAGGAGGCGAUCCAGGAGUCGCUCCAGAUCCAGGUCCAAGUCCCGGUCCCGAUCUCGAUCUAGGUCUCGUUCCAGAACAAGAUCCUACAGACGGGGGCCCAGCCCCGAACGGUCGGCCUCAAGAGAGCAGUCUCCUCAGAGGAAGGAGCGUAGGGGUGGGUGGAAAUCAGGGCAGGGCAGUGGGUCUGGUGGUGAGGGACGGAGGUAUCAUGGAGGCGCUGGCCGCUUUGAAAAUGGCGUCCCUGCUGAAACUUCACCAGAACGCCAGGGCUGGUCGGAUAAUCCCGACUGGGUUACAGAAAAGACUCGUAGCGAAAGUGAGAGCAGGAACCGUGAUUUUAGUGGUGGCUCACGCUGGGAAGACCGUGGGAACAGGGGAGAGUCAAGGGGCCGCGGGGGCCGUGGAGGGUUUGACCGUGGCCGAGGCGCAGGACGGGGCGGCGGCAACCGUAGCUUCUACAACCAGCAGGAAGAUUCGGCUGACAACCGCUGGCAGCCCAGAAACAACUUCUCAGGUACAGGCAACAAUUCAGGGAACGAUGCAUACAGCCGCUUCAAUGAGAACCGUGGUGGAGGCCGGAGGAAAGAGUCGGAGUCAGGCGACUCUAUGCUCGACCGGUCAGGCUGGUCUUCAGCAUCCAGCUGGGCCGUCAGGAGGACGCUACCUGCAGACGUUCAGGAUUAUUACUCCAAGAGGGAGAGAGGAGGACAAGGAGGCUGGAACCGAUCAGAGGAGGAGCAAGCAGCAGCAGAUCCCCCUAAAAGCGAGCCUCCCCCACAGGCCGUCCCAGGUAACGCUCCGGUGCCUGUGAUGAACAUGAUGCCCCCUCAUCCUCCUCAGCUGAAUGUUGUUCAUCAUCACUACCCCAUGCAGGGCCCUCGAGGAGCCCUGCCGGUCAGCUUGCAGCCUGCAGCGCCGUACGCCAUGCCUCCUCAGGUCCCCGUGCACCUCCACCCUGCCGUGCCACUGCUUCAGGUGCCCGCCGUCGGCGCUCAGGGCCUCCCUCCCCCUCCCCCACCCCCUCCACCCAUGCAGCAAGGCAGCCAGACAGCAGCAGCUCAGCCCGACGGCCACACAACACAGAUGGCGAGCACCAUGAUGGGUUAUGGAAAACCUGCCCUGCUUCCCACCCCAACCAAAGCUGGGGUUGCCAUGGCAACCCAAGGCCAGCAGGCAGCCAACCAGGUGCUACCAUCCUCUACAACUCAGCCCGCUCAUCAUAAUAGGGCUCAAGCUGACAGCUCCAAAAAAGAAAAGAAACAACAGAUCCAAGAGAGAGCUAUAAACGAAGUGAAGACAGCCAUCAAACCCUUUUACCAAAAGAAGGAAAUCACAAAGGAGGAGUACAAGGAGAUUGUCCGCAAAGCUGUAGAGAAGGUGUGUCAUAGCAAGAGUGGCGAGGUGAACUCCAGUAAGGUGGCCAACCUGGUGAAGGCCUACGUGGACAAAUACAAACAUGCCCGCAAGAAAUGAAAUCCCGCUCUGUUGCUGGUGUGGCGAUGCCCUCACAGACCCAUUCAGCUGCUCAAGUGCAAUUUCUUCUAGCUGGAAUUCGGCCUCCAAACUGAAAGACAACGGAGAGCCAACACUUUCUUUUUUUUGAUAUCUCUCUUUUCUUGAAUGAUGAAGAUUUUUUUUUUUUUUUUUUUUUAUAGAUUUCAUAUUUUGUUAGAAAAAAAAAAGAAUGACCCAAUCAGAAAUUGUAAUGCAAGAGCCCUUUAUUUUGCAUAGAUCAUGUGACUUGGGGAACUACUGUAAGGAGUGCAGGGUAGCGUGGGGGGGUGGGGGGGUGGGACAGUUGAUAUUAAAAUGUAACGCUCAAAUAAACAGCGUCUGCUCAUGUAGUGGAGGGACUCUCCCAGGUUGCCGGCUGGUAUGAGGAAUUUCUCCUAUAUGGCACCCUGAUUGCAUUGCUUAUUAAUUCAAUAUUGUCAAUGUUCUUUUUUAAAAAUAUUAUAUAAUAUUUCAGAUGAAAGCCUAGUUUAAAAAACAGUGCAUUGCCUUUAUUAAUCUCAGUGGCCCAAUGAUGCUUGUGAUUGUAAUCAGGGCCAUGAUUGGUUGAGAAGAUGCAAAGUGGGAUGGCCAAUCAGCAGUGAGUGUGUUAUGUAAGGCGCAGGUCCCAGGGGGACAGAUCAGGUGAAUUGAACCCCACGCCCUGCCUGAAUGUCUAAUAAAUGUCAAUGCGUGAACAUGAACUGUGCAAAGUAUCCAGAGAGUAGUGAAAUAAAUUAGCUGCUUCCUGA
Scomber japonicus (chub mackerel) is the source of this 4627-nucleotide messenger RNA. RefSeq names its product SR-related CTD-associated factor 11 (gene scaf11). The transcript is spliced from 15 exons. Gene Ontology annotation, biological process: spliceosomal complex assembly. The record is from RefSeq and is a predicted model, not a curated record. Lineage: Eukaryota; Metazoa; Chordata; Actinopteri; Scombriformes; Scombridae. Bases 177 to 3857 code for a protein of 1226 amino acids. Gene Ontology annotation, molecular function: RNA binding.